This is a messenger RNA of Corythoichthys intestinalis (scribbled pipefish), 3452 nucleotides long. RefSeq names its product ADP-ribosylation factor-like protein 4C. Gene Ontology annotation, molecular function: GTP binding; GTPase activity. Gene Ontology annotation, cellular component: cytoplasm; plasma membrane. The transcript has a single exon. The record is from RefSeq and is a predicted model, not a curated record. Lineage: Eukaryota; Metazoa; Chordata; Actinopteri; Syngnathiformes; Syngnathidae. Gene Ontology annotation, biological process: intracellular protein transport; endocytic recycling. Bases 1008 to 1592 code for a protein of 194 amino acids.
CUGUUGCUGCAUUUGUAUUUGUUUUUAAUUAAAUGUAUUUACAGCAAAUAUGACGUUCACACCAGUUGGUUUCCCUCAAUGCAUUUCUGUGUGUGUUUGUAGCUUUGGUUUCCUUCUUUAGUAACAACCCAUUGGUUGUUAUGCUUACUUCUUCUGUUAAUCUAUCAUUUUGAUAGAAUUUCUACCACGUAAAGAAAAUUUUACCUGAAGAAUUUUUCAAAUUUAUAAUUGCAUAUGUGGGGAAUAGAUGCUUUAACAAAACUCUGCUGCCAUCUCGUGGCGAUCAUUUGGAAUUAAACCCACGUGUAACACAAAGCUAUACAUCGUAGCAAUAAUGAUAAUAAUAACAAAAAUAAGAAUAAUAAUAUCACCAACAACAGAAAAGUUUAAAGUAUUUUAUGAUGGUCUAUUGCAGGGGUUCCCAACCUAUUCCACUAAGGCACACUGUGGGUGCAGGAUUUCAUUCUUACCAAACAAGAUGACAACACUUUUUCCCCAAUCUGGUGUUUUACAAGUGCAAUCAGUUGAUUGCAGUCAGGUGUGGCUUGUUUUAGCAGAAGCCUCAUUGGUUCAACUGUCUCUGCUGGAUCGGCUGGAACAAAAACCAGGACCCACAGUGUGCCUUGAGGACUGGGUUGAAAACCCCUGGUCUAUUGAAAUAAAAAGCGCACCACGUUUGCAAGGACGCGUUCCAGCUCUGACGUCUCGUGAAGGUAUUGUGCGCAGAGGAAGUAGUGCGCACGACAUUUCAGAAUAAAAGCAUUUGACUCUCCGUUGUCAAGCAGCCAGCAUGAUCGCAAAUCCGACCUUUCUGUUUUUCAUGAUGAUAACCGGAUAUCAACCCUCAUCCAUCCGACCAUUCUGCUCGCUGCAUGGCUUGUUGUUGUUUUAAUCCACGCGUCACGCACUCUUACGGGUUACCAAACUUGGCAUAUGCACAACAGCAGACACAAAAGGGGACAUAAUGUGACAUCCUCCCAACCGGGACUUGAUGCCGUGUGUCCAGUAUGGGGACUAGUUUCUCCAACCUGGCAGCCUUCCAGUCCCUGCACAUCGUCAUGCUGGGUUUGGACUCUGCGGGCAAAACCACUGUGCUCUACCGGCUCCGGUUCAACGAGUUCGUCAACACGGUGCCCACCAUCGGCUUCAACACAGAGCGGAUCCGGCUGGGAGGCGCGGGCACAUCCAGGGGCAUCAGCUGCCACUUCUGGGACGUCGGCGGCCAAGAGAAGCUGCGGCCCCUGUGGAAACCCUAUAGUCGCUGCACAGACGGCAUCGUUUACGUGGUGGACUCUGUAGACGCCGAGAGGCUGGAGGAGGCCCGGGCCGAGCUGCACAAGAUCACCCGCUUCUCCGAGAAUCACGGGACCCCGCUGCUGGUCAUCGCCAACAAGCAGGACCUGCCGCGGGCCCUGGACGUGGCGGACAUCGAGCGGCAGCUGGCCCUGAGCGAACUGAGCCCGUCCACGCCGUACCACGUCCAACCCGCCUGCGCCAUCAUCGGCGAGGGUCUGCACGAGGGCAUGGACAAGCUGCACGAGAUGAUCGUCAAGAGGAGGAAAUCGCUCAAGCAGAAGAAAAAGAGGCAAUGAGGAAAGCAAUAAUACUGUACAUUUACAUAUGGUAGCACGGGAGCCAUUGCCAGCCUCCGUUUAUCAUCAUGAUCAUCAUGAUAAUUCAGUGAGGGGAUAUCCAGUGCUUAACACAUUUAAGACCACCUGACAUAGAAUUACAAUUUCUUUAAUGUUGUUUCAGGAUUGAGGGGUUCCCAACUCAAAAGGCCUUUUGCAUCAGUAUCUGAGGUGUUCUCUAAGAAUUCAUAAAUUAAUUAACUGCACAAAAACUACUAGUCCAUCAUUUGACAUUGCAAGGAUAAAUGAUAGUUUUAUUGAUUUGUCAGCCUUUUGUAAUACAGUGAAUGAAAAUGUUAUAACAUUAAAAAUAAGCACACAAUUAAACAAAGAAAUGUAUUUCUGACUGCAGACUAAAGCUGCCGUCUCAAAAACUGUUCAUUUAUAACGGCAUGGCCUAGAAAAGAUGGUCAAAGUUUAUUCCCACUAUAGGUUGUGGGAGCCCUAUAGUGACUAGGUCCAAGUGUCCUUGAGUAAUCAGAAUUAUUGGCCAAGUAUGAUAGAAACUGGGAGAGCUGGCAGUAUAAAUCAACACAGCAAGCCCUUCAAAUUAAAAAGGAUCGGACGCCUAUUGCCGUCAAUGGCACUGAAUUACUUAAAAGAGGGUAAAUUUGGGCGUUUGAGUAGCAUUAUUCAUAAAUAAUUAAAAUUAUCAUUAACAAUUACAAAUAAAAACAUAGUGAGUACAUAGUGGUGUAAACUUUACAUUGAAUUACAUUGGUGGUCUAUUACAUGUUUUAAGAACUGUAAAUCCAUUUAACGUUUUAUUGGCAGGGAACAUAUUUCGAAAACCCCCCAUUAAUCUGACAUGCAAUCGCAUGAGCAAUCAUUGCAGUCUUACAUAUACGAGAUGAUCACUAGCUCCUGCAAGCUUCUCCCCUACAACAAAGGCUGCAAGCCCCGAGGGAACAUCAGCACUUCAUCCAUCCAUCUUGGAUGUCACGACAUUUGUCAUGCAAGCGACGUUUGUCGAUCCCUUCACCUGGAGUCCAGGAUGACAAGAUGAUGUCAAGGUCAUUAAGCCUCUUAAAAAAUAUAUACUAAUGUCAGGAGGCCUGAAUGCCUUUGAACUUGCUACUGGAACAACUGUUAUUAUAGCAACUCAAGAAAGCUGAUUUUUAAGUGCCGUAUGUUCAAACAGUGAGACAUUUGCACAUUGAGAAGAAUCGUCAUUGAAAACCAUCCCCAUCUCUUCCAACAAUAACCAAUCAGUAGCAGAAGAUGCCGCAUGCAAGCUAUAGAUGCACAAUGACUAAUGAUGUGCCAAAUAACUUUGUGUCUCCUUCAUCAUUGCAGCUUGAGCAAAGUUUUAGACCAGAGGUGUUCAAACUGCUGUGAAGAGUUUUGUUUGUUUUGUUUGUUGUUUUAAUCUAAAAUUUGACUUGGCUUGAAAACAAAUGGCAGUAUAUUACUCUUUAAGUUGAAGAACUUUAAAACCUUUCUGACGCUGCAUCUAAAAUGACUUAAUAUUCAGCUCUUAACCCACAAUGUAGGCUAGAGAAUUGGUGUACUUAGUCGUACAUGCAUUUCAGGGCAUCAUUAAGCAAUGAGUAGCUUGUUGCCAUACGGCUUUUGAGAAACAAAGCCAUUUUGGUGUGAAAUCACCAUAGAAUGUUGUGUGCUCAUGCAGCAAAACGACUGCUUGGACUUUUAUGCACGAUUAAUGAAGGUGAGGUACUGCAGUAUGUGAUACUUAAAUGUGCCACCAGAUGGCCAGCCGUGAAAGUUGACCGAACAUGUUUCAGCAAAUCCAAAUGUGUUGUGAGAAGGCAAAUUGCAUUAAACAAGUAUUUUGGGAAUAAAACGCUUAGUGACUAAUGA